Messenger RNA from Arabidopsis lyrata subsp. lyrata, 1094 nucleotides. RefSeq lists its product as uncharacterized. NCBI's taxonomy places the organism in Eukaryota, Viridiplantae, Streptophyta, Magnoliopsida, Brassicales, Brassicaceae. The transcript has 3 exons. The record is from RefSeq and is a predicted model, not a curated record. The coding region runs from base 452 to 919 and encodes 155 amino acids.
CCUUUGACCAGAAAAACAAUUCAGCAAUGCCUUUCUAUGUUCUUAGUACCCUUUGACUCUGGGUUGACCACAUUUUCCCCUUCUUGUCCCUGAUUUAAUAAAUCGAAAUUCAAUUAAAAAGAAGAAAAAAAAACAUGUGGCCCCCACCAAUACACUCCACACUCCCUCUCCCAUUCAUUCCUCAUCUUCUUCGUCGGGACAGUCCUCCCCAAAUUCUCCCCCAAAAGAAGAGCUUAGAAACUCGACAAAGAGCUCCUCCAUCAACGCAACCAGUCCGGCAUUGAGGGACAAUGAAUAAUAAUCGUCGAAAAAUCAUAUUUUUUUAUUAUGGGGGAUACUAUGUUAGAAGGGGAAAUGAACCAAGAUGGAAAUCAAGAGAACAAGUUCAUCAAUCUCUUAGAAUGGAAACAUCUAUUGAGGAGGUUACUUAUUCUGCAUUAGUGAACAAAAUAUGCAGAAAAGCGAAGAUCAAUUCCAAGUUUUGCAUGUGGAAGUCAUAAACGAGGGAAAUCAGGGACAAGAGCAACCGUGUGGUAGAGAAGAUCGAGGGAGUGUAGGUUGUGCAAGUAAUGAGGAGCUGAUUUCAAGUAGUAGAGAGACAGAUGAGAACAUGACUCUUGAUGAAAGGGAGUCAUCUCAACGUGAUGAGGUGGUGGAAAAUAGGCAAGCGAGAGAUGACAAUAUUAUUCUUUAUGAAGAAAGAUCCAAAGAACGAGCAGUGGUACAUAACAGUGAUGUGUGUGAAGGUGCUGAAGCUACACCUGUUGUAAAGCGUGAAUGGGAAGAUGGUAUGAAUUUGACCAUACGUCAAGAAUUUGAAAACAAGCAAGCAGUUAAAGAUUUAGUUGACAAAACUGCACAUAAGAACUGUUUUGAGUUUAUUAUAGUCCCUAAUAGCCUCACCAUCUGUGCGAUAUAACACUUCGCAGAAAUCUUAAAUGGUUUUGUAUACUCCUCGGGACCGAAGUACAUAUUUAGAGGUUGCAUAGCUUCGAUUUCUUCUUCGGGUUCCUGUAAAAUAGAUCAACAUACACUAAGUUAUACUAAGUUGUACUUUCUGUUUUAGGAAAUUUAAAUCAAGAUACACUAAGUCA